Castor canadensis (American beaver) is the source of this 1116-nucleotide messenger RNA. The record is from RefSeq and is a predicted model, not a curated record. NCBI's taxonomy places the organism in Eukaryota, Metazoa, Chordata, Mammalia, Rodentia, Castoridae.
GUGGGAAGAAGAAUGCUCAUCUAAGGGGAGCUGGAGGAGACGCCUCAGCCAGACCCAACUCUUCAGGGAAGAGGCAGGAGCUCACAGGACAGCAGUCCUAGAAGACCUCCAUCCUUUGUAUAGAGCAGAACAAAAUGGACUUGUCUGAGGUAUUAUGUCAUCUCACAUCAUCACAAGAACAAGAAAAACAGUAUGAUAAGGAAUCACUGACUUUCAGGGACGUGUUUGUGGACUUCUGCCUGGAAGACUGGCAACAACUGGACUCUGCUCAGAAGAACCUCUGCAGGGAUGUCAUGAUCGAGAACUACAGCCACCUGGUGUCCGUAGGGUAUCUAACUGCCCAGCCAGAUGUGACCUUCAGGUCAAGACAAGGAGAAGAGGCUUGGAUGGUUGAUAGAGGAACUUUCAUUUGGAACUGUGCAGAUGUAUCCAUUUUUGCCUCAUGUGUUAUGAAGUGCUAUUAUUAGCUAAAACUGAAGCUAUGGAAGAAAGAAAGAUGAUUAGCUGUAAAGCAUAUUGGAAAUCAUGUCUUCAUUUCCAUCUUGAUUAAAUCCAACCUUCAGAGAACUUCUUUGAGCCCAGUCAUUGAGGAAAAUCCCUCCUCCAUAAAUGAAUUCUCUGAAUAAAAGUCAGAGAAUUCAACCAGGGGAGAAACUCUACGAAUGUACUGAAUGUGGAAAAGUGUUUAUCCAGAAAGCAAACCUUGUUGUACAUCAAAGGACUCACACUGGAGAGAAGCCGAGCGCUGUGAAUGUGCAGAAGCCUUCAGCUAGAAAACAACCCUCACUGCACACCAGAGGACCAUACAGGUGAGAAGCCCUGUGAGUGCAGUGAAUACGGGAAAACAUUUGUCUGGGAGGUAAUGAUAAUUAAACAUCAGAGAAUUCAUACAGGAGAGAGAUCUUAUAAAUGUAGUGAGUAUGAGAAAGCUUUCAGCAGGAAGUCAACUCUCAUUAGACAUCAAAGAAUUCAUGCAAUUAUGAAUGUAAUGAAUAUGGAAAAUCUUUCAGUGUGAAAUCAACCCAUUGUUCAUCAUAGAACUCAUACAAGAGAGAAGUACUAUGAAUGCAGAGACUGUGGGAAAGCUUUCAAUGGGAGGAUAUCCCUCAUUAAACA